GGCCUAGCAGGGACUGCGGGGGGCCAAUCCGAGGCGCCUGCGCCCGUUCCGCGCCCCGCCCUGCAAGCCCGCGAACCCCGCGGGCCUGGUCCGGCGGAAGCUCGGAGGCGUCGGUAGCAGCGGGGGCGUUGGCGGCAUUUGUUGGGAGCUAUUUUUAGAAAGAAGAAACAUGGAAAGUGGUGCAGUUUUGCUGGAAUCCAAAUCCUCACCGGUUAAUCUUCUGCAUGAAAUGCACCAACUACGCCUUCUGGGUCACCUGUGUGACGUGACUGUCAGCGUGGAGUACCAGGGCAUCCGCAAAGAAUUCAUGGCCCAUAAGGCAGUGCUGGCAGCCACUAGCAAAUUUUUUAAGGAAAUGUUCCUCAAUGAGAAGACUGUGGAUGGCAGUAGGACUAAUGUUUACUUAAAUGAAGUGCAAGUUGUUGACUUUGCUUCAUUUCUUGAGUUUGUUUACACCGCAAAGGUACAGGUAGAAGAAGAUCGGGUACAGCGAAUGCUGGAAAUAGCUGAAAAGCUUAAAUGUUUAGACUUAUCAGAAACUUGUUUUCAAUUAAAGAAACAGAUGUUAGAGUCGGUACUUUUGGAGUUGCAGAAUUUCUCUGAGUCUCAGGAGGUGGAAGGGAGCAGUAGCUCCCAAGGUAGUGUUACUCCUGAUACUGCGGCAAGUGUGGCUGCGGACAGUCCUCUUGCCAAUGGCCUUAUGGACUCCUCAGACCCCCUAGUGCAGAGAAUCAGCAAUGGCAUGUUGCCAGAUAUGCCCCCAAGGAAGUCCAAGGAGAAACCAGACAAGAAGAAAGAUGUAGUUAAGCCUUCCUACCCUAAAAUCAGAAGAGCUAGUGGAAGGCUGGCUGGCAGAAAGGUAUUUGUGGAAAUUCCUAAAAAGAAAUAUACAAGAAGACUCCGAGAACAGCAGAAAAGUGCUGAGGAUGAUGUGGGGGACUACAGGUGGCCACAAGAACCCAGCCCAGACACUGUGGGUACAGAGAUGGAGCCGGUAACAAAAAAUGAAGAUUUCAGUGCUGAAGUAGAGGUGGGGGAGGUGCUGCAGAAGGCAAGACAUAGGGAGGAGGAGAAUGAGGAGGGUGAGGAGGAGAAGAGGAGGAGCAACUUUAAGUGCACUAUCUGUGAAAAGGCCUUUUUGUAUGAAAAGAGCUUCCUGAAGCACAUUAGGCACUACCAUGGAGUGGCCACUGAGGUGGUUCACCGGUGUGAUACCUGCAGCCAGACCUUCGCCAACCGCUGCAACCUGAAGAGCCACCAGCGUCACGUACACAGUAGUGAGCGCCACUUCCCAUGUGAGUUCUGUGGGAAGAAAUUCAAGAGGAAGAAGGAUGUCAAGCGGCAUGUGGUACAGGUCCAUGAAGGAGGUGGUGAGCGGCACCACUGCCAGCAGUGUGGCAAGGGCCUGAGUUCUAAGACAGCCCUACGGCUCCAUGAGCGGACACACACGGGCCACAAGCCCUACAGCUGCACUGAGUGUGAGGCCAAGUUCUCACAGCCCUCAGCACUGAAGACCCACAUGAGGCUGGAGAGGAAAUUGAAUUGCAAAGUGAGGUUUGAAAUACAUCCUAAGUUAUCAUCUGAAUGUUGUACUUUCAGAAUUCAUACAGGGGAAAAACCUUUUGUCUGUGAUGAAUGUGGUGCAAGAUUCACUCAGAACCACAUGCUGAUAUAUCAUAAAAGGUGUCACACAGGUGAAAGACCUUUUAUGUGUGAAACAUGUGGCAAGAGUUUUGCUUCUAAGGAGUAUUUAAAACAUCACAAUAGAAUCCAUACUGGAUCCAAACCCUUUAAAUGUGAAGUUUGUUUCAGGACUUUUGCCCAGCGGAAUUCACUUUACCAGCAUAUUAAAGUCCACACAGGAGAACGUCCCUAUUGUUGUGACCAGUGUGGUAAGCAGUUCACCCAGCUCAAUGCUCUCCAGCGCCACCAUCGGAUCCACACAGGAGAGAAACCAUUCAUGUGUAAUGCAUGUGGACGGACCUUUACUGACAAGUCCACUCUCCGGCGGCACACCUCAGUACAUGAUAAGAAUACGCCAUGGAAGUCUUUCCUUGUUAUUGUAGAUGGCUCACCCAAGAAUGAUGAAGGGCAUAAAACUGAACAGCCUGAUGAAGAAUAUGCAUCAUCCAAACUUUCCGAUAAAUUGCUGUCUUUUGCAGAAAAUAACCACUUUCACAACCUGGCCACAGUCCAAGGCAGCAUAUCUUCUGUACAUGAGAGUAGUUCUGUAGACACAGCCUGCAAGUCAGAUAAUUCUGUGGUGCCCCAGGAUGCUCUGCUGGCCACCACCAUCAGUGAGCUUAGUGAGCUGACUCCACAGACACAUCUGAUACCCACACAACUUCACUCUUUGACCAAUAUGGAGUAAGAGCUGGCAAUUACCUGCCAGGCAGGUCCCAUCGUGCACCUUGUGUGAUAGUGUAUGCAAGAUGAUGUCAGGAGCUAAGAAACAGGCAAAGAAGUGGGCAAGAAUGGCUUCUGAUUUUCCUAAAUUGAUAACUUGCACGUUUUUAUCAAAACAUUUUUAAAGCUUUCCCUUAAAAAUCCUUAUCUGCAUGAUCCCAGCUACACUUUAUCAACACAUAAGGCAAUUAAUAUAACCUCACCUAAUUCUGGUGUAGGCUGCUACAUGCAUUAAUCAUUCUAAUGCCUGAGUACCUUGAUGUUUGUUAAGUUUAGACAACUACCUUAAUAAUAGAGUACACAAGAUAUUUUUCUAAAAAGCUGAAAUAAAACUCGAGCCAUGUAUUGUUUCUUUCCUGUCGAAUUGAAGCAAAUCAGAUUUGCUAAAGGGACCCUUGAAUGGGACUGAAGAAAUGAAUUACUGAAUUCAUUUCCUUCCACUCCCUUACACCCACACUAAAAAAGGAAUGACACUUGCAAACAGCUUAGUAUAACCCCUAAUCACAACACAUACACAGCUAGGAAAUUUGUCAUAAAAUAGCUUUUGAAAUGAGAUGUGGCUGUUCAGUUUCAUUCCUAAAAACCUAAUAAGGUAAAAUCUGUCCUACCAAAGAUUUUAGUAGCAAUCUAUAGUUUUUGUUUUGUUUUGUUUUGCAAAAAGGUGUGAAAAAUUAAGCCACAGGGUUUACAACACUUGAAACUGUUUUUAUUUUACUGACCAGUAGCAAUGAGGUGAUUAUGGCAAACCUUAGAGCAGAGUAAUUAGUAUUUCUGUCUUUUCUGACUUAACUUCUGUAACUUUCAGAAACCCAAACUUACACAUUUGUUUACUUAGGAACAUGAGAGAAUACAGCCAAGGGACCAAAAACCUUGGCACACAUCAUUGAUUAUGCCUUAAAAGUAGAUUGCGGAGAACCAAUAAUUUGUCGUAAAUGCCCCUUUGGCUGUGUUAUGCUGGAGUUAAUGAAUUUGCAAUGAAAGGAUAAUUCUGCUGUAUUUACUAAGCUUGAUUCAUGGUUCCAGUGGCUUUUGUAUGUAGUUGUGACUCAUAAGUAACCCUAAACAUAUUUAUUUAAAGACAGCCUUAAAAGGGAAUUCUGUUGACAGUUUUUCUACAUUUUAAUUUAUUAAUUUACUGUGAAAACACUUUCAUUUCUAAGAGAAAGAACUUAUCCAUAAGUUCCAGGAUGAAGAUAUGGCUAUACCAUUCCAGAAACAUUAAUGAGGGAAAACUUUUUUCCUAUGUGUUUAUUUUGUUCUAGUUUAUAACAUGUUACAUACUAAAGCCACUAUAAGGUGUGUUUUAGGUGCUGAUAACAUGUUUCACACCUGCUCUUAAAGAACAGUGGUACUGAACUAGUUCAAAUUCAAUUAUGACAAUAUAUCCUAACUAGGUUACAGAACAACAACAAACAGUGACAGUUACAUAGCCAUUUUAUUCUUGGUAAGAAUGAACCUGCCUAACUAAUGUACUGUUUCAUGGAGUAAAGUCAUCUUAAUGAGAAGGAAUUUAAAUAAUAGAUAUUUUGUUACCUACUAGAUGCAUUUUUGUCGUAAAAUUUUCUUUAGAAAUUCUAUAAAAAGUCAUUUAAUGUGUUAAUAAAUGUUUGUAAAAUAGUUUUGCAAGUUUUUUCCCUGUUAUUAGAAUUUAGGCUCUAUAGAUUGAAACAAGUAUAAUUUUCUUAAUUUUAUGGAUAAGGAAGUUUAAAAUCAAGACUGUAGUCCUAGGAAUAAUCUCUUUAGUUUUAACUAUGUGAACUGCACACUUAUUCUUUAGAAGUAAAAGGCCUAGUGAUAAGUAACACUAACCUUUGCUUGUAUAGAAGUAACCUGUGCAGCUGGUGCUGUGGAGUGUGUAAGUGGACUGGUUUUUUUCAAUGGCGUGUUUAAGAUUGCAUCAUAUCGAAGACUUAUUUCUCCAGUUUAUCUAUUUCUUUGCUUCCUGGGAAGGUAAAGCUGCCUCUGAGAAUAGAAGUCUGUUAACCUUAUGGAAGACUCAUCAUUGAGGGAUUUGUGGGGCAUCUCCUCCUAUUUCUCUUAGUCCAAGUACAGUCUCCCUGAGGGAAAGCAAGCUAUCGUAUCACUAUGUCAGUCCUAAAUCCAUGACUGGGAAAGUGCCCUUGGUGCUGGCUGCUUCUCCUAGAGCCUCAGAAAAGGCAGUUAAGGGAGUGAUUUAGUGCCUUUCAACCAUAAUGUGGGAACUAGUCUCAGCCUAAACUCCAAAGAUCUCUGCUGAUUUUAGUUUUACCAAAAUUUUUGUUUUACACUUUGGGAAAAAAUGGACCAUGUGGUGGGAGAAGACCUUUAUUGAAGGUAAUUUUAACAAAUGUGGUUUUGCUAUAAAAUCAGAUAAUCCAAACCAACAAUUUGAUGGUAAGUUACAACUUAGUUGUAACUUGUUAAAUUUAUACCUUAUCACACAGGGACAUUUUUUUGAGACCAAUGAGUGGUCAUCCCUUUAAUUAAACUUGACAGUGUGAAACUUGAAGUAACAAUAUUUUAUUUCAGUGGGGGAGGGCACUUGUGCAAAGGACCAUUUGCUCACAUAUACCUAAAUGUGGGCAUAUAUGACUGAGCAAGGUACAAACACAGGUCAGGGGCUACCUAGCAUGUUACCCAGUUAAGCCCCAGAACCCACCCACUUACCUUUGUCAAUCUGUACAGGACUCAUACCAAGGCUGGCAAAACUAGUUUUUUUUAACCACCAUAGUGGCUUCUUUCUGUUAGGAAAUAAUGAUUCUGAGAUAAACUAAACCUUGAAUGAUCAACAACUUCUCAGAAUUCCUAGGUUGGGAUGGUCUGUUCUACCAUUCUUUUUUUCAAAAUUUGCUGUAUUAUCUUUAAGUUAUAGGAAUAUGCUCAAUGACCUGAACAUUGCUCUUAGGAUGAGGUGACCCAUACUACUACACCACAUGGCACCCUCUUCCUCCAUAGAGGCCAGUGGGCUCAACCUUGCCCAGGGGCAUGUGCUAACCCUAUACAGACAUCUGCAAGUUCAAUAAAUGCCAAAAGAGUUGAGUAACUUCAGGGUUCCCCCCCCCUCCUCUCCUCUCCCACCUAGCAGUUUUCUGUGAACCAGUCCUCCCUCAACUUUUCAAGCCCAAAGGAUGCAAGCAGCAUUCCUUAUCAGGGCAACAGGUAGGGAUGAGAAUGUGAGGCUUACAAAGUCAUUGUGCAAAUUUAGCAGCCUAUCAACAGACUAUAACCAGGGCUUCUUUCAUAAACCCUUAGUGUGCAAAAUCAUUACAGUUCCCUGAAUUUCCAAAAAGUGAAAGAUUUUAGCAUAGUCAAACUCAAGUUUUAAAGGAUAUUCAAAAAGCCUAGAGAAUUAUUGCCUUAAACUGAAUAGGAAUAACUUCAAGAAAGGAAGCUACUCAUGAUCUGUAUAAAUUUAGGUAGAAAAGACCUGUCAAAAUAUUACUCAUAAUUUCCAUUUUAUUUACAGGUUCACAUAAAACAUACAUACUCUUUUAUGCUAAGGUAGGUUUAUGGUUAGUUUUCAUAAUACAAUCCUCUACCUAAGAGUAUGAGAGAAGAAAACACCACAGUGACCAACUCAGAACUUCACAGGCAGGAACCUGCUAGCAUACCAUAGGUGGCAGGUCACAGACAGCAAUGCUGUGCUGCCCAACCCUCCAAAGAAAGCCACAAAGGUUUUCAUUUGGAUACUUUAAAUGCAAAGUGUCAAAGGAAACAAAUGCACACUCUUUCAUUAUAGUCACACCAUCAUAACAGUCACAGCUGUGCAAAAAUACUGUUUUCAAAUCAUUACAUAAAAAAGGAACUCACACAAGCUAUAAAAAUGUUGCUACAAAAAGCAAAGCUUUCCUGUAAGAAAUUUUAACUGACUUUGACCAUGAACCACACCCAGAUUUGCUAAAAUACAAGAACUGUAACAAACAGUCAUCAUAUUUUGUUCAUGAUCCUACAUUCGACAAUGGAACACUUCAAGGAAGGAUGUUUGGCUACUAUUAAUGGAGCUUUUUCCCUCUCAUUUUCCUUUUACUUUCUAGCCUGUCUGUUCUAGUCGUUACACUUAUUUUUACUUUCCUGUGAAAUAUUAAAAAAAAAAUCUUUAACUCAGACACUGAAUUCCACUGUUCAUUUCAAAACAGGCAAGUCUCUGACAUAAAAUGUUGCCAAUGUUAUUUUUAUAAACUGCACCUCUUUUUCAUACAGGUUUAUUAGGGGAUCAUAAUAAAAGCUAAAUGGAUUUCCCAUAAAAGAAAGCAUCUGGUUUAUAUUUUAAGUGGUCGGACCAGGAGAUUCUUCUAACAAGUGGAAACACACUUUUUAGGCUAGUGAUAAAAGAAGCAUGCUGGCUGGCUAGGAUUUUAAUGCUCUCCAGGUGGCAGAGACUUAUGGCCGGAGGACAUGGGCUACAAAAGCACUGCCCAUGCCUCACUUUCACAGAAGUGCAUUUGGAAAAACUUUUUACAAAGUACAUUUGCAUGGCUGUGAAACAGAUUAGGUAAAGCAACAAAAAUUCACUUUUCUCUCAAUAUUUUCAUAAGAGAUUCCAACAGGAAAUAAGAAAGUAGCAAAUGAACUCCAUUCCAAAUUGUACUAUCAGUGAUAACCAGCUUUAAGAAUCCCUGACUUCUGAAGGGAAAAAGAAAUACUCAACAGAUUCCAGGGCCCAACACCAGAGUGUCCAUGUCUUCUGGUCCAGUCCCUCUGCUCUCAGCUGAUACUAUGAAACCACUAACCUUCCUCUCCACCAGUCCACCUUGCACACAUCACCCUACAACUACAGCCAGGGAAUCCUCCCAGCCAUCUGAGAAAGAGCCUCCACAAUAUGGCCUCAGCUGGCCCUUCCAACCUUCUGUUUAUUUUUUUUAAUUAUUUCUUUUUUAAAGAUUUCAUUUAUUUUCAGAGAAAAGGGAAGGAAGGGAAAAAGAGGGAGAGAACCAUCAAUGUGCAAGUAGAUAACACUGAUUGGUUGCC
Messenger RNA from Phyllostomus hastatus (greater spear-nosed bat), 7353 nucleotides. It is a transcript of the gene GZF1, whose product is annotated as GDNF inducible zinc finger protein 1. The transcript has 6 exons. Lineage: Eukaryota; Metazoa; Chordata; Mammalia; Chiroptera; Phyllostomidae. The record is from RefSeq and is a predicted model, not a curated record. Gene Ontology annotation, cellular component: nucleus. Gene Ontology annotation, biological process: regulation of cytokine production; negative regulation of transcription by RNA polymerase II; regulation of immune system process. Bases 170 to 2371 code for a protein of 733 amino acids. Gene Ontology annotation, molecular function: protein binding.